Messenger RNA from Cuscuta epithymum, 421 nucleotides. NCBI's taxonomy places the organism in Eukaryota, Viridiplantae, Streptophyta, Magnoliopsida, Solanales, Convolvulaceae. The record is from the annotation of a GenBank genome assembly.
AGGGGAGAGAGGAGCGGCAAAGGGAAACCCUAGCCGCCUCCACCUCUUCCUUCCUUCUUUUCUUCUCUUCUUUUGACUUCAAUCAUGGAAAAAGUUUUGUUUAAUCAGUACUUUCAGUUCUAUCUAUACGUUUAUUUUCUAGCGUUGUCUAGAGAUAUUAUUUUCGGUGGCGAAGUGUCGCUCGCCAGAUCUAUAUUCCCUGUCAUCACCAGUCGGGUGUUUUUGUGUGCUAGUAAGAGGUUUGUAUUGGCUUCUUUAUCAAUCAUGAAUCAGGAUUUCUUCUGCAUCGAUAUAGAGGCCAAUCGCCCCCCUCCUGAACCACCGCCGAUCCAGGAAGAUGACAUUGGAUGGAUUGCAUUCUUUCCGGUGGCUGGUCAAAUCGGAACAAUUUCUGCACUUGACUCCUUACCGGUGACUGGAA